Messenger RNA from Microtus ochrogaster (prairie vole), 2468 nucleotides. RefSeq names its product methionine aminopeptidase 1. Gene Ontology annotation, biological process: proteolysis. Lineage: Eukaryota; Metazoa; Chordata; Mammalia; Rodentia; Cricetidae. The record is from RefSeq and is a predicted model, not a curated record. Gene Ontology annotation, cellular component: cytosol. Gene Ontology annotation, molecular function: metalloaminopeptidase activity.
GCAUGGCGGCGGUGGAGACGCGGGUCUGCGAGACGGACGGCUGCAGCAGCAAGGCCAAGCUCCAGUGUCCCACCUGCAUCAAGCUGGGCAUCCAGGGCUCGUACUUCUGCUCGCAGGAAUGCUUUAAAGGAAGUUGGGCUACUCACAAGUUACUACAUAAGAAAGCAAAAGACAAAAAGGCAAAACGGGAAGUGUGUUCCUGGACCGUAGAAGGAGAUGUGAACACUGAUCCAUGGGCAGGCUACCGGUACACUGGUAAACUCAGACCACAUUACCCACUGAUGCCAACGAGGCCAGUGCCCAGUUACAUUCAGAGGCCAGACUACGCUGACCAUCCCUUAGGAAUGUCUGAAUCUGAACAAGCUCUCAAAGGUACUUUUCAAAUCAAAUUACUCUCAGCUGAAGAUAUAGAAGGGAUGCGACUUGUUUGUAGGCUUGCUAGAGAAGUCGUGGAUAUUGCUGCUGGGAUGAUUAAAGCAGGUGUAACUACUGAAGAAAUUGAUCACGCUGUACACUUAGCAUGCAUUGCAAGAAAUUGCUAUCCUUCUCCCCUGAAUUACUAUAAUUUCCCAAAGUCUUGUUGUACCUCAGUGAAUGAAGUCAUCUGCCAUGGGAUUCCAGACAGACGGCCUUUGCAAGAAGGUGAUAUUGUUAAUGUGGACAUCACUCUUUACCGAAAUGGUUAUCACGGGGAUCUAAAUGAGACCUUUUUUGUUGGAGAUGUGGAUGAAGGAACACGGAAGCUUGUCCAGACUACAUAUGAAUGCCUGAUGCAAGCCAUUGAUGCAGUGAAGCCUGGUGUUCAAUACAGAGAGCUGGGAAAUAUCAUUCAGAAACAUGCCCAAGCAAAUGGAUUUUCAGUUGUUCGAAGCUAUUGUGGGCAUGGAAUCCACAAACUUUUCCAUACAGCCCCCAAUGUGCCACAUUAUGCCAAAAAUAAGGCAGUUGGUGUGAUGAAGUCUGGCCACGUGUCUACAAUUGAGCCAAUGAUUUGUGAAGGUGGAUGGCAGGAUGAAACCUGGCCAGAUGGCUGGACUGCAGUGACGAGGGAUGGGAAGCGAUCCGCCCAGUUUGAGCACACUCUGCUGGUCACGGACACUGGCUGUGAAAUUCUUACCCGGAGACUUGAUAGCUCUCGGCCUCAUUUCAUGUCCCAGUUUUAAUCCUCCCAAGAUGCCUAAUGUCUGAACACCAUCUUGUACUGUGUUUUUUAUUGAAAGUACAGAAAUGAAGAGCCUUUUAGAAAUCCCUCGGUUUGUUUUGACUGUGGCUGAGGAGGGACUGCAGCAUUUGGUGUGUGUCCUCAGAGCUUUUUGGGGGUCUGAAAGAGCUGAGAAGAAUAAAGGAAACAUUGCUUACUUCCUUCGGUCCCUAGCCUCACCCCUCAGUUCUCUGUACUCUGUCUUUGACCCUGAUGUGCUUCCCAUUGCUUUAUCACUGCCACAGACAAGCUGCUUUCCAGGAGAGUGUUGGAGAUGAGAAAUCGUGAAACUAGCAACACAUUGCUCCAGAUUUUUAAUUAUAUAUUGGUAUAUAUGGAAAUAUAUAUGCAUACAUUUUAAAUUCCAUAUACGAAAUUAUUGAACACUGACCUUUGGUCUGGGUUGAUUCUACCUUGACAGGAUAUCUGCUGUCAUAAGUGGAUCCAUAAUUUGUUAGUGGUUAAUUCCUGGGUGGGAAUUGGACUCCGCUCACCCUCAUGCUAAUUAUUUACUGUUGUAUGCGUGUAGGAAAGACUUCCUGCAGUGUGGACUCAGUGAGUGCAUGGGAAGGCUCACUUGGGAGGUUGUCAGAGUGUAAGGUCUGGUGUGGGGAAAUAGCUGCGCUGCAGCGUCAUUUCACAGUACACCGCUGUCUCAGACCCAUCUGGCCAGUGAGAGGUCACAAAUCCCUUUUCUUCAGAACUCUUUUUUGCUGAGGUUUCCCUCCAAAGUACUCAGAGAAGAGUGACAGUUGUCCCGUGGCAGGCAGAUGAUGGGGGAAGAAUUCCAAUGUCUCCAGGUGUCCGCAGAGUCGUGGUGACUGAGAGUUUAGCAUUUAGUAACUGGCAGCAGUGAGAAAGGACUCUAAGUGCCCAUGGGCAUGCAUGCUGCUGUCCUGUGUCGCAAUGUACCUCACUCUAGAUGGAGACAUACCAGAUCAUAAAGCUGUCAUGAGAGUAUCCUUGAUUCCUGGCUAUCUCAUGACUUUAUUGUAAUAUAAUUUGAUACCAGUGACACAUACUUUAAGACAUCAUCUUUUCCAGAGUGCCUCAGACCUGAUUGCUUUAAGAGAAUGAUAAUGUUUUCAUGACUUUAAUGAUUUAGUAAAGUGAUUGAAUCUGGUGUAGACUUCUGGGUGUGUGUGUGUGUGUGUGUUUAAAGUUUUUAAUCAAACUGUAAUAUUUGUGAAUGGAAUGCUUUGUAAUAUGAAUGUUAAUAUAAUAUGUAAAGGGAGAUUAAAAGUUUGAAUGAUUAUCCAAAAAAAAA